Salmo salar (Atlantic salmon) is the source of this 4748-nucleotide messenger RNA. Lineage: Eukaryota; Metazoa; Chordata; Actinopteri; Salmoniformes; Salmonidae. The record is from RefSeq and is a predicted model, not a curated record.
ACAGCCUCGUUUUCGUCAGAUAGGACAACACCUAGUAAAAACCUAGUCUGCGACGGGAGAGAGGAGUGGGGCUUGGCGAAACCGCUCAACCCACAGAAUGGGCGAUUUAUAACAUUUUAACACUCGAGUGUCACUAUUUUCACGACAAACAAAUUCUACAACGAUAAUUUUACAAGAUUCAGUAGCUAUGUCGGCAACAUUGUCGCGCGGCUCGCUCCAACCGGGCCAGCAAAAGCUGGCCGAGAAAUUUACCAUUCUGAACGACCGGGGCAUCGGGAUGCUCACUCGUGUCUAUAAUAUCAAGAAGCAAGGACAAGUUUGGAAGGCAUGUGGUGACCCCAAAGCCAAACCAUCCUAUCUAAUAGACAAGAACCUGGAGUCUGCCGUCAAGUUCAUUGUCAGAAAAUUCCCAGCAGUUGAAACACGCAACAACAAUCAACAGCUUGCACAACUACAAAAAGAGAAGUCUGAAAUCCUUAAGAAUCUAGCAUUGUAUUACUUCACAUUUGUAGAUGUGAUGGAGUUUAAGGACCAUGUCUGUGAGCUGCUGAACACUAUCGAUGCUUGCCAAGUAUUCUUUGAUAUUACUGUAAACUUUGACCUGACCAAAAACUACCUUGACUUAGUAGUGACCUACACUAACCUAAUGAUGCUACUGUCUCGGAUUGAAGAGAGGAAAGCUAUCAUUGGCCUCUACAACUAUGCCCAUGAAAUGACACAUGGAUCAAGUGAUCGAGAGUACCCUAGGCUGGGACAGAUGAUCGUUGACUACGAGAACCCGCUGAAAAAGAUGAUGGAGGAGUUUGUUCCACAUGGGAAGUCGUUGUCAGACGCCCUGCUCUCCCUCCAGAUGGUUUACCCCAGGAGAAACCUGUCUGCUGACCAGUGGAGGAACGCCCAGCUACUCAGUCUCAUCAGUGCUCCUAGCACCAUGCUCAACCCAGCCCAGUCAGACACAAUGCCCUGUGAAUACUUGUCCCUGGAUGCCAUGGAGAAGUGGAUAGUAUUUGGCUUCAUCCUGUGUCAUGGGGUCCUGAACAGCGACCAGGCAGCUCUGAGCCUGUGGAAGCUGGCUCUUCAGAGCAGCACCUGCCUCUGUCUCUUCAGAGACGAGGUGUUCCACAUCCACAAGGCUGCUGAGGACCUCUUCAUCAACAUCCGCGGCUACAAUAAGCGUGUGAAUGACAUCAAAGAGUGCAAAGAACAAGCUCUGUCACAUGCAGGCUUGAUGCACAGAGAAAGACGCAAGUUCUUGAGAUCUGCCCUGAAGGAGCUGGCCACAGUCCUAUCUGACCAGCCAGGAUUACUGGGCCCUAAGGCCCUGUUUGUAUUCAUGGCUCUGUCGUUCGCUCGGGAUGAGAUCAUUUGGCUGCUACGACAUGCAGACAACAUCCAGAAGAAGAGCACAGAUGACUUUAUUGACAAGCACAUUGCAGAGCUGAUCUUCUACAUGGAGGAGCUGAGGGCCCAUGUGAGGAAGUAUGGUCCUGUCAUGCAGAGGUACUAUGUCCAGUACCUGUCUGGCUUCGAUGCCGUGGUGCUCAACGAGCUAGUACAGAAUCUGUCCGUCUGUCCUGAGGAUGAGUCCAUCAUCAUGUCCUCCUUCGUCAACACCAUGACCUCCCUCGGCGUCAAACAAGGUGUUACAGUGGAAGACGGGGACGUGUUUGAUUUCAGGGGCAUGAGGCUGGACUGGUUCAGAUUGCAGGCCUAUACUAGUGUUUCCAAGGCUUCUCUGGGCAUCGCAGACCACCGUGAGCUAGGCAAGAUGAUGAAUACCAUUAUAUUCCACACCAAGAUGGUGGAUUCCCUGGUGGAGAUGCUGGUGGAGACGUCUGACCUCUCCAUAUUCUGCUUUUACAGUCGUGCAUUUGAGAAGAUGUUCCAGCAGUGUUUGGAGCUGCCAUCCCAGUCUCGUCACUCCAUCUCCUUCCCUCUGCUCUGUACCCACUUCAUGAGCUGCACCCAUGAGCUCUGUCCUGAGGAGAGGCAUCACAUAGGCGACCGUAGCUUGUCCCUGUGCAACAUGUUUCUGGAUGAGAUGGCUAAACAGGCCCGCAACCUUAUCACAGACAUCUGCACCGAGCAAUGCACGCUCAGCGACCAGCUGCUGCCAAAACAUUGUGCCAAAACCAUCAGUCAGGCGGUGAACAAGAAGUCAAAGAAGCAGACUGGGAAGAAAGGAGAACCUGAGAGAGAGAAGCCUGGAGUAGAGAGCAUGAGGAAGAACAGGCUGCUGGUCACCAACCUGGAUAAGCUCCACACAGCGCUAUCCGAGCUGUGUUUCUCCAUCAACUACGUACCCAACAUGGUGAUAUGGGAACACACCUUCACUCCCAGGGAGUACCUCACCUCACACCUGGAGAUCCGCUUCACCAAGUCUAUCGUGGGGAUGACCAUGUAUAACCAGGCGACCCAGGAGAUAGCCAAACCAUCUGAGCUGCUGACCAGUGUCAGGGCUUACAUGACUGUGCUCCAGAGCAUAGAGAACUAUGUUCAGAUAGAUAUCACCAGGGUGUUCAACAACGUGCUGCUGCAGCAGACACAACAUCUGGACAGUCACGGAGAACCAACCAUCACCAGCCUCUACACCAACUGGUAUCUGGAGACCUUACUGCGCCAAGUAAGUAACGGACACAUUGCUUACUUCCCAGCCAUGAAGGCUUUUGUCAACCUGCCUACGGAGAACGAGCUAACCUUCAAUGCAGAGGAAUACUCUGAUAUCUCAGAGAUGCGGUCCCUGUCAGAGCUGCUGGGGCCCUAUGGGAUGAAGUUCCUCAGUGAGAGUCUCAUGUGGCAUAUCUCCUCCCAGGUGGCCGAGCUCAAGAAACUGGUGGUGGACAACGUUGAGGUUUUGACCCAGAUGAGGACCAGCUUUGACAAGCCUGGAGAAAUGGCUGCUCUGUUCAAGAAGCUCUCAUCAGUCGACAGUGUUCUGAAACGGAUGACCAUCAUCGGCGUUAUCCUCUCAUUCCGAUCACUGGCUCAGGAGGCACUCCGAGAUGUGUUGUCGUGCCACAUCCCAUUCCUGGUGAGCUCAGUGGAGGACUUCAAGGAUCACAUUCCCAGAGAGACCGACAUGAAGGUGGCCAUGAAUGUGUAUGAGCUGUCCUCUGCAGCAGGCCUGCCCUGUGAGAUAGACCCUGCCUUGGUGGUGGCCCUCUCCUCCCAGAAGUCAGAGAACAUCAGUCCUGAGGAGGAGUACAAGAUAGCGUGCCUGCUGAUGGUCUUUGUGGCGGUCUCUAUGCCCACCUUGGCAAGCAACGUCAUGUCCCAGUAUAGCCCUGCUAUUGAAGGUCACUGCAACAACAUCCACUGUCUGGCUAAAGCUAUAAACCAGAUCGCUGCAGCUUUAUUCACCAUCCACAAGGGCAGCAUCGAGGACCGCCUCAAAGAGUUCCUCGCACUUGCCUCCUCCAGUUUGCUGAAGAUCGGCCAGGAGACUGACAAAACCACAACAAGGAACAGAGAAUCUGUCUACUUGCUCCUGGAUAUGAUUGUGCAGGAGUCCCCAUUCCUGACCAUGGACCUUCUGGAGUCCUGCUUCCCAUAUGUGCUGCUCCGUAACGCAUACCACGCCGUCUACAAGCAGAGUGUGCCUUCCUCCACCUGAGAGCCCUGAGAGGAGUGCAAUAUGUGCUGCUCUGUUCUGGAUCAACUGCAAUUGUCCUAUGUCCUGCUUUGCCGCACAUGACUACACAACUGGGCAGUUGUCCAGGCGCGACAAAACUAGGGCCUGUAGGACCUGUCUGGUUGAUUUCGAUGUCAAGAAAGCAGAGCAACUUCUUAUCAUGAACAGAACUCUUCCCAUUUUAGCAACCAUUUAGUCUAUAUGUUUUGACCAUGACAGCUUGCUAGCUAGGGUUACACCCAGCAGUUACGUGGACAGGGGACCUGAUCCUAGAUCAGAACUCCUACUCUGAGAGGCUUGAUACAUGCAGGCAGCCCCAGAGCCCUAUACUGAGAAUAGAAAUAUAUGGCUCUGGACAACUUGAGAGUCUGAUAUGAUGAUGUGACCAUUGUGGGUGUGCUGUGUUUCAUCUUCAGUCUUAAAGAAAACAAAAAUGAUAUUAUUGGUUUUGUGGGAUCAAGGUUUUUUCUUUUCACCCAGUUUUAUGAAUGAAUAAUUUGUUUACUUAAAUGAAUCUGAUGUAAGCUUUGUUGACAAUGAUCAGUGGUACACUACUACUUCAUUUCAUUUUUGAAUACUGUCUUAGUCUUUCAGUUUCUAAAUAUUGAAUGGGUUAAAUGUAACACUAAAAUUGCUAUUAAGGGUAAAGUGCAGCAUUGCAAUGUGCAAAACCAAUUGCAGAUUUUUGGGGAAAUGAUGAUCCACAGUUAUUCCAUUCACCAUCAUCAUCUGUUGAUUAUUACAGUAUGUGUAUCUGUGAAUUUGUGUUAAUUACAUUCUUGUGUUCUUUUGAGAUAUUUGCCAAAUUGUUGAGAAACCAUAGCAUUUUAUAUUAUUUGGAGCUAAGCUAAAAUGUUGGUAUUAAACUUAAAUAUUAUGAAAAGUGGUAACAGAUGGUUGAUAUUUGUAUAAAGCAUAGAAUAAUUUUUUAACUAAAUGCCUCAUUGGCAUAACCACUCCAUUGUACCUGUCUGUACGGUAUAUAAUAAACAUUCUUUCAUAUUUAUUGAAUGUUAAUAAAUAGCUCUCCUUUUACCACUUUUAUAUGUUUUCAAUGUUUCAAUGAACAGUGUAUCCUCCAUAACGUGACAAAUAAAUCUUAGUCUAUAUCCACUUA